AUGGCGACCGUAGAAGAGGCAGACAUUGAAAUGGAGGACGCAUACGACGAAGAAGCGGAUAGUGACUUCGAUGUCAAUAGUGUUAAAAGCGGAGGAUCGCAAUCCUCGUCAGCGUCAGAGGAUGAGCAAGACGACGCCGACAAGGCAGCCACGAAUCGGGCCAGGAAGCGAAGAAAGAUUGGGGGGCAGCCCAAGCCACCUACCACCGAAGAAGAUGUUGAGCUAGAUUCUGGUGAUGAGGCUACCAUCAAAGAGCACAAGAAGGAGCGGCGGAAACAGCGCAAACAAGGAGACGAUGUCGAGGAUGAAGACGACGGUCAGGACCUUGGCUGGAGAGCACGGACGAGAGCAAUGCGAGAACGUGACAAAGAGGGGCGUAAGCAGAGUAAGCUGGCAACCAUCAAAGGCAGCACCAUCGACGUUGAAAAGAUCUGGGCGGAGAUGCAGAGACCAGCACCACUUCAGCGUCCGUUGAUCGUCGAGCUCAGCAGCACAGACACACCGCAACGAGCUGAUGUCGCAGACAAGAAAUAUGCCCCUGGAUCACUACAGCAAGAAGAACUUAUAACGAUUAAGCGAACAUACAAGUUCGCGGGCGAAGUCCAUACCGAAGAAAAGACUGUCCCCAAGGAUUCGGCAGAGGCAAAGCUUUGGCUCGCCCAGCAAGAGUCUUCCAACAAGACCGGCACGGCUCUCGACGCCGAUGGGAGGACUGUUCGGCGACCCCUCCGCAAAAUCUCGCGGUUCGACCCGAACUACAGUAACCUGGGAGCCUUCAAGGGAGUCUGGACUUCUUCGCUCCUCAGUCAAAAAGCAGCAACCGGUCCGAAGCUCAAUGUCGUCGAGAAGAGCAAAAUGGACUGGGCGAUGCAUGUAGAUACGGAAGGCUUGCAGGAGGAGCUUACCGAGGCGGCGAAGGCGAAGGGUUCUUACCUAAGCAGGACCGACUUCCUCAAAGAAGUGGAGUUGCGGAAGGAGGAAGAGGCAAGAGCUGCACGCCUGCGAGGGGCAUAG
Cyphellophora attinorum is the source of this 1014-nucleotide messenger RNA. RefSeq names its product SWR1-complex protein 5. NCBI's taxonomy places the organism in Eukaryota, Fungi, Ascomycota, Eurotiomycetes, Chaetothyriales, Cyphellophoraceae. The record is from RefSeq and is a predicted model, not a curated record. The coding region runs from base 1 to 1014 and encodes 337 amino acids. The transcript has a single exon.